Messenger RNA from Melitaea cinxia (Glanville fritillary), 892 nucleotides. Its product is annotated as RNA-binding protein pno1. Gene Ontology annotation, molecular function: RNA binding. The record is from RefSeq and is a predicted model, not a curated record. Gene Ontology annotation, cellular component: nucleolus. The transcript has 3 exons. NCBI's taxonomy places the organism in Eukaryota, Metazoa, Arthropoda, Insecta, Lepidoptera, Nymphalidae. The coding region runs from base 130 to 867 and encodes 245 amino acids.
UAUAACUAAACAUUUCUUUUGGUCUGUGGCAGUGAUCUGGAGCCAUGUGAAAAUUAUUUAAUAACAAAAACUAGCACGUUUUUUAUUUGUCCACACAUAAAGUGGCGAGAAUUUAAUUAAUAACGCAACAUGGAAACCGAAAAUAUUAAUGUAGAUGAGUUUUUGCCAGCAAAGAACCCUGUAAAACUAAAAAAUGUUAAGCAAAAUGCAGAACCUGGCGAAAUUAUGGAAGUUGAAGAACAAACAACAGGUCAAAAGAAGUCUAAGAGUAAACGAUCAAAGCUAAAGAAAGUGAAGAAAAAUGCUGAACCAAAUGAAUCUAAAGUUAAUAUGAGAAAAGUUGCAGUACCUGCUCACAGGUAUACACCUCUAAGAGAAAACUGGUUGAAAAUUUUUACACCGAUUACGGAACAUCUACAGCUCCAAGUGAGAUUCAACACCAAAACACGAAAUGUGGAAAUCAGAGUGGGACCGGAGACGAGAGACGUUGCAAAUUUACAGAAAGCUGCUGAUUUUGUUAAGGCUUUCAUAUACGGCUUCGACGUUGAAGAUGCAUUAGCCCUACUGAGAUUAGAUGAUCUUUUUGUGGAAUCAUUCGAAGUAAAAGAUGUUAAGACACUGCAAGGUGAUCAUUUAGGGAGAGCCAUCGGAAGAUUAGCAGGCAAAGCAGGACGCACGAAAUUUACCAUUGAAAAUGUAACAAAAACUAGAAUAGUGCUGGCUGACUCAAAAAUUCAUAUCUUAGGUAGUUACCAAAAUAUAGCCUUGGCCCGACGAGCUAUAUGUAACUUAAUUAUGGGUUCCCCGCCUUCAAAAGUGUAUGGUAAUUUGAGGUCGGUGGCUAAAAGGGCCUCUGAGAGGUUUUAAAUGUUAAUAAAAGUCUAUUUAUGUA